GCCGCUCCGGGGCGCGGGCCCGCGGCCGCCGCCGGCCGGAUGGAGGAAGAGGAGGAGGAGGAUGGAGGAGGCCGGGCAGCCGCGGGGAGCCCGGCAGCGGCGGCGUUCGGCCGUUUCGUGCGGUGCCUUUACGUGGUGGGAUUCCUGGAUUUAUUUGGUGUGAGCAUGGUUGUUCCUUUAAUGAACCAUCAUAUCAAAUCUCUAGGAGCAAGUCAUACGGUUGCCGGAAUAAUAGGAUCUCUCUAUGGUAUAAUGCAACUAUUUUCCAGUACAUUUGUGGGCUGCUGGAGUGAUAUAGUAGGAAGACGGUAUUCACUGCUCGCUUGUAUUCUUCUCAGUGCACUGGGUUACUUCCUUCUUGGAACAUCCACCACUGUUUUCUUGUUUGCCAUUUCUAGAGUCCCUGUAGGUAUUUUCAAGCACACGCUCUCCAUCUCCAAAGCGCUGCUUUCUGACUUGGUUUCUGAGAGAGAUCGCCCUUUAGUGAUGGGACGCUUCAACGCAGCCUCUAGCGUGGGCUUCAUUCUGGGGCCUGUUGUUGGUGGCUACCUUGUGGAGUUGGAAGAUGGCUUUUAUCAAACGUCCUUUAUCUGUGCCUCUAUCUUCCUUUUGAAUGCUGGUCUUGUCUGGAUGUUACCCUGGAGCGAAGAAAACACUGUCAACAGGGAACAUCAACAAAGCAACAGAGGAACAGACAGUUUCUCAGCAAAAGCAAAUCGUGACCUGCACUUGAAAUCAGCAACUAAUGGAGCUAUGGCAGGCGACAGUGUUUUCCAGUCUCCGUGGAUCCAAGUUGCAACAGUGCUGAAGAGGAUUAAAGGAAUUGCGUGCUCUGACCUGUGGGAUGUAUUUUUAGUGCGGUUGCUGAUGUCUGUCAGUAUACUGCUGUACUAUAGUAAUUUUAGUCUGGCCUUGGAGGAGAGAUUUGAGGUGAAACCCUUGUUCGCUGGAUACCUAAUGAGCUACAGCAGUGCACUUGGAGUCCUGGCUGGUUGUCUGCUCGGACCAAUAACAAGACUCUAUCAGCACAACACUUACAGAAUUUUGUUGCAUUCCAGCACUCUUACCUGCACGCUGAUUUUCCUGUAUGCAUCAGCGCUGAGCAUAUGGAUGGUCAUUUUGUCUUCCACAUUCUUAGCCUUUUCAACUACUAUAGGACGUACUUGUAUCAUUGAUCUUGAAUUGACCAUUGGUGGGAAUGAGGCCAGUGGUACGCUCCUAGGUGUUGGACAGUCUGUGACAUCAGUGGGACGAAUAGUUGCCCCGCUCCUUUCUGGAAUUGCUCAGGAGUUCAGUCCUUGUGGCCCUCCAAGCCUAGGGGUUGCACUAGCUUUAGCAGCGAUUCUGAUAAUGAAUGCAAACAAACAAAAAUACUGUAGCCAUGGAAGUGUUAAGUUGAAAAAUCAAUAGCUGCGAAUUUGGAUCGCGUAGGUGUAUGUUACAGGGGAGGCAGAGUGAAUCAGCCCGGGGUGAUGCUUACACCUGGCAGGCUUGUACAGCGGGAACAGCAUCUUUUAAGAGGGCACGUUACGGUCACGUGGAGGCGAGUACGUACAAGUAUUUCUGCUGCAGGAAAGUUAACUCCUAGACAAAUGUUACUCUAACUGGUACCACUCGAACACUUGUGAGAGGGACAGGUUGUCCUGGCUAGGAUUUUUUAAUGGACUUUGAAACUUUUUGGAGGCGGGGAGAAAAAAAGAAUUACAUGGAAUACACAAAUCCUGCUUGUAGCUCACAUUUGAAACGGUGUUUAGAUUGAUAGAUUGUUAAAAGAUAGAAAUUGAUUCUUAUUAUUUAAUCAGAGGUGAGUUUUUAUCAUUUAAUCAGGAGAAUUUGCAAUAUAGCUCGUUAGCCUUAAUUUCUUAUGCUGUGGCCUGCUGCCAUUUGUCAGCUGUGGCAGUCGUUUAAUUAGCAGGUUGUUUGCUUAUGUGAUUUUGUUAAGCAUACUUUGUCUACAAAACUUGCUGCACAGCAUUGUUAGGCAUUAUUAUUGGGGUAGCCACCUGACCCCUGCUGAUUCCUGGUCUUUCCCAGGUAACAGAAUUGGGCAUAUGCUAAUUUCAUGUAUUAGAAGGCCCAAAAUGGACAAUUUUAGAAUAAUAGGGGGUUAUUUGGACUGAAACUGAGACUGAAUGUAAGCUUUAUUGAAACUUGAGGUGGUGGUUCCUGUUUAAUAAUUUCUACUGAGCAACUUUGUCAUAAAUUAUUCGUUAAUAUUUCCUGUGCAAUUUUUCUACCUUAAUUUUAAGAAUAAAUUUAUUUCUUAAUUCUUUUGAGCGACUGUUAAAGGUGUGCUGGAACAACUAGCAGUAGUUCAUGGGUCUGGAGUAAUGCAUUCUCUCUCAUCUCUGGAGGCAUAGUGACAUUUCAGUGACAAAAGCGUUUAUUUGUUGGAAUUUUAGUCUUCAUUUAUCUGCACUGCUUAACUAAUGAGAUUAGUCUUAGAGCUAUACUGAGAGUUAUAACACUCUGUGCUAUUUACUGUUCAAGCCCAUAUUACUUGCCAGUCACCACUGUUUGCAUUUCAUUUGAAACAUAGAAAAAAUGUAUUUUGCACUGAUAAUGUUACAUAUGCUUUUCCUAGUAUUACUUGAUGAAAGCACAAAGUCAACUAUGUAUAGUCAUUGGUUUGUUUUUUUUUUUUAAUUAAAACCAAUUUAGUUAUCUUCUUAAUCCCAUCCAUACAAAUACUGUUGCUGCUUCAGGAGAGGCAUAGAUGGUAUUUUUCAUUUUUUAUUUCCUUCUUUACAUUUUCCAGUGCCUGCUAUAAUUUAAAUCCUUGUUGAAACCUCAGUGAUUCCAGUGGCAGCACCAUGGGAAUAUGUAUAGAACUCUUGAGUUGUUUUAAUUUUAUAUUUUGACAUAAUAAGUGUGUUUCUUAUUAUUGCUAUGAUUUCAAUACAUUUACUUAGAGUUCCUUAUUGUAAUAAUCUGUGUUUCCUUUCUCUCUAGGAACUCAAGGCAUUUUUAAGUGUCUUAUCUCCUCCUGUCUUGCUUGGUAGAUGCCCCAAAACAUUCUUGCCCUAAAUUUCCUAUUUUCUUUCUUUCCACCUUUUAAAUGUUUUUUCUUUUUUUAUUUAAAACCACCCUUCUGUAAGUCAGGGACUUCUGGUUUGCAGCUAUAACAAGCAGUGAAGGAAAAGAGUAGGGAAAAACCCUGAAAAGUUAAUACAUAUGAAAGAUUUGUUAAUUUUUCCUAUGCUUGUUUCUUAUAUGAGGUAACAUAACAUUUACCCUUCUAAGUUGCUGCACUGAUUAAAGCUUAAUUCUGUAAACACCAUAAAAUUCAGUUUAUACUAACAACUAACAUACACAGCUGCCUGAAUAUGACUUGUAAAAACUUCACUGGUCUUGUUUAUAUGCAAGUGAAAAAGGUGCUCUCCAGAGUCAAGAAAGAUUUUCAUUUUUUUUUUGAAAAAUAGUUCUCCAUAUAAGCUAAAUAAAAAUGAAAUUAAAUAAUCACAUCGAGAAAUCUGUGGAAGGCUGUGGUCUCAGGGACAUACUGCAACUGAUGUUACAGAAGAAAAGUUUUUUAUUUGUAGGCCAAAAUGAUUUCUGAAGUGCUGCAGGGACAUUUCUUCUUUGUAAAGCCUCAGUUACAGAAAAGUUGCACUUUUAAGGAAUAGAAAUAAAGUGAAGUGACAUUCUCUGUC
Molecule: messenger RNA, 3653 nt
Organism: Tyto alba (common barn owl)
Lineage: Eukaryota; Metazoa; Chordata; Aves; Strigiformes; Tytonidae
Gene: SLC67A2
Product: major facilitator superfamily domain containing 9
Exons: 6
Coding region: 40-1410 (456 amino acids)
Biological process (GO): transmembrane transport
Cellular component (GO): membrane
Molecular function (GO): transmembrane transporter activity
Source: RefSeq, a predicted model, not a curated record